CUCAAUGAAGUCUCUGCAGAUUAUUCUAGUUGCCAUGCUGGGUCUGAUGCUCUUCGCAAACGCUAUGCGUCUGCGACCUCACACAUGCAAAGCGAGAACAACAGUUGGUCCUCAGCUGAUGAAACUUUCGAAGAACCUGACUAGAAUGCAGCGCUUAAGCCUGGCUGACAAUUGCAAAGGUAUUGGCAUGAAAUGCCGCAUCGCCGAAGAAUGUUGCACUUUACAAUGCGUGAUGGAAAGUCAACGGUGUAUUGAUUACAUAGCCCCCAAUGAUAUACCAGCUAAGAAUAUAUAUGGUGAAUAAGAA
This is a messenger RNA of Drosophila hydei, 307 nucleotides long. RefSeq lists its product as uncharacterized. Lineage: Eukaryota; Metazoa; Arthropoda; Insecta; Diptera; Drosophilidae. The coding region runs from base 5 to 304 and encodes 99 amino acids. The transcript has 2 exons. The record is from RefSeq and is a predicted model, not a curated record.